GAAGUCGUAAGUCGACACAACUGUCGCAGUGAAGAACAUGGCGUCCCGCGGCCGCUGUCCCUCUGUGAGCAGAAUACUGUCCACUGUGAAGCACGUCACACUCCGGUCCAGAGUGUGUGCGCCACACGGCAGGACGCAGUACUCCACUGUGUACAGCCCCAAUGAGAAGACCUUUGAUAAGAUCCUCGUGGCAAACAGAGGAGAGAUUGCUUGUCGGGUGAUGAAGACGUGUAAGAAGAUGGGCAUCCGCACAGUGGCCGUUCACAGUGACGUCGACUCCAGUGCAGUCCACGUGAAGAUGGCGGACGAGGCCGUGUGCGUCGGCCCCGCUCCCACCAGUAAAAGUUAUCUCAACAUGGACGCCAUCAUGGACGCCAUCAGGACCACAGGAGCACAAGCGGUUCAUCCUGGAUAUGGAUUUCUCUCUGAAAACAAAGAGUUUGCAAAAAGACUUGCGGCGGAGGGCGUCACGUUCAUCGGUCCAGACACUCACGCCAUUCAGGCGAUGGGGGAUAAAAUCGAGAGUAAACUGAUCGCGAAGGCGGCCAAAGUGAACACGAUCCCCGGGUUUGACGGCGUCGUCCAGACUGCAGAGGACGCCGUCAAAAUAGCUCAGAGUAUCGGUUACCCUGUGAUGAUCAAGGCGUCGGCCGGUGGAGGAGGGAAAGGGAUGAGAAUCGCCUGGAACGACGACGAGACCAGAGAGGGCUUCCGCUUCUCGUCUCAGGAGGCUGCGUCCAGUUUUGGAGAUGACAGACUCCUGAUAGAGAAGUACAUCGAUAAUCCACGACACAUCGAGAUCCAGAUCUUAGCAGACAAACAUGGCUCUGCUCUGUGGCUCAAUGAGAGAGAGUGUUCUAUUCAGAGGAGGAACCAGAAGGUGGUGGAGGAGGCUCCCAGUACCUUCCUGGACCCUCAGACUCGUUCAGCGAUGGGGGAGCAGGCGGUGCAGUUGGCCAGGGCGGUGCAGUACUCGUCUGCAGGGACGGUGGAGUUCCUCGUCGACUCCAGAAAAAACUUCUACUUCUUGGAGAUGAACACUCGUCUGCAGGUGGAGCACCCCAUCACCGAGUGCAUCACGGGGCUGGACCUGGUGGAGCAGAUGAUCCGUGUGGCCAAAGGUUUCAAGCUCCAACACAAACAGGAGGACAUCCCCAUCAACGGCUGGGCCAUCGAGAGCCGCGUUUACGCCGAGGAUCCGUACAAAUCCUUUGGUUUGCCAUCGAUCGGCCGCUUGUCCCAAUAUCAAGAACCUCUGAACCUCAGAAAUGUUCGUGUGGACAGUGGGAUUCAGGAAGGCAGUGACAUCAGCAUCUAUUAUGACCCGAUGAUUUCCAAGUUGGUGACGUACGGUGCGACGCGCGCUGAGGCCCUCGCAAAGAUGGAGGACGCUCUGGACAAUUAUGUGAUCAGAGGAGUGACCCAUAACAUCCCUCUUCUGCGUGAGAUCAUCACUCAUCCUCGUUUCGUCGCUGGAGACGUCAGCACCGGUUUCCUCCCGGAGGUUUAUCCCGACGGGUUUAAGGGCCACCAGCUGGACAGGGGGCGCCGUCGAGAACUGCUGGCCUCCGCUGCGGCGCUGUAUGUGACCGCAGAGCUCAGGUCGCAGAAGGUCCUGGGGCCACAGAGAGUGGCCUGCAGCCCCGUGGACAGGAGCAGGUGGGAGCUCUGUGUGGAGCUCGGAAAAGAACUUCACGACGUCAGUGUCACUAAAUCUGGAAAAACCUUCACUGUUUGUGUGGACGAUGAGGAGGUGCAGGUGACUGGAGACUGGAACCUGGCGUCUCCCCUUUUGCCUCUGACCAUAAACGACACUCCCAGAAUGCUCCAGUGUUUGUCUCGAGCUGCUUCAGGUGAAAUGUUCCUCCAGUUCCUCGGCACCUCGUUUAAGCUGCGUGUUCUGACCACUCUGGCUGCAGAGCUCAACUCUCUCAUGCCCGAGAAGGUCCCAGAGGACACCACCAGCAUCCUGAGGUCCCCGAUGCCCGGGACGGUCAUCGCCGUGUCCGUCAAAGUCGGAGAUACGGUUGCAGAGGGUCAGGAGAUUUGUGUGAUUGAAGCCAUGAAGAUGCAGAACAGCCUCACGGCCGUGAAACAAGCCAAGGUCAAAAGUGUCCACUGUAAAUCUGGAGAAACUGUGGGAGAAGGAGAUCUGCUGGUGGAGCUGGAGUAGAGGAGCUCCUCCUCCUCCUCCUCCUCCUCCUCCUCCUCACACCCUCAGACCAGGACGUCCUCCUCCUCCUCCUCCUCUGUGGACCCUCAGACCAGGACGUGCCUUCUCUUUAAGGCUCUGCACAUUUCCACCUCUGCUCCUCCUCUGCUCCUCCUCUGCUCCUCCUCUGCUCCUCCUCUGCUCCUCCUCUUCUCCUCUUCUGCUCCUCUUCUGCUCCUCUACAGCUCGUCACAGUCCUGUUUCCAGAGACGCGUCUCCCUCGGCUGCAGGACGUGUGAAAUACGCCUCAUCUCCUGAUUGACUUUACAUUGUGUAUGGAACAGAGCGCCCCCUGGUGUGUACAUACUGAAGUGAUUAGUCUCUGAAGCUGCUUCUGAUUUAAAUAGUUUAUACAGACUAAUGUGAAUUCUUUAGGUCAUUUUAAACCUGGUAAAAGACAGAGUUUAAUGAGUUUGUUGUUGCUGUUGAAUCUCGAGCCUUUAAGCUCCAAGAAUGUGUUUUAUAUCCCGUUUCCUGUCCCUCAGUAAAGUCUGAGGUUCAGUCUCAUGUUUGAACUUCAUAUCUGCAGGUUCAGUAGAAAAUCAAAACCUAAAGAACGACCCAACACAUCUGAGGCUCAGCUCGUGUCUACGGUUCAUCUCAUUCAUCCAUUUACACUAAAUAUUUGUUCCAUUUAAUCUUUGCCUUGGUCUUUUUGGACUGAGGCUGUAGCUCAUUCCACAGAACUGACUCUUUGGAGGUUUUACUGUAACUUCACUUCGUGAUUCUGACACUUGGAUUGAAAUGAAAAUCUAAAUCACGAUGUGUUCUGGCUGUAACCACUCCAAGCUCCAAGCACACACAUGUGUACACACACACACACACAUACAUUAUAUUUAAAUACGUGGAACUGGUCUUUUGUGCCUUUUCUUGUACAGUUAAAAUGACAAACAGCUCAAGAUCUUUUCCUGUUUUGUUUUAUUUGACAAAAUCAAUAAACAGUUUUAAUAAGAGUCGUGUCUCUUACAGUUU
Molecule: messenger RNA, 3184 nt
Organism: Periophthalmus magnuspinnatus
Lineage: Eukaryota; Metazoa; Chordata; Actinopteri; Gobiiformes; Gobiidae
Gene: pcca
Product: propionyl-CoA carboxylase subunit alpha
Exons: 23
Coding region: 38-2173 (711 amino acids)
Cellular component (GO): mitochondrion
Molecular function (GO): propionyl-CoA carboxylase activity; ATP binding; metal ion binding
Source: RefSeq, a predicted model, not a curated record